Exserohilum turcica Et28A is the source of this 3938-nucleotide messenger RNA. RefSeq lists its product as uncharacterized. The record is from RefSeq and is a predicted model, not a curated record. Lineage: Eukaryota; Fungi; Ascomycota; Dothideomycetes; Pleosporales; Pleosporaceae. The transcript is spliced from 2 exons. Gene Ontology annotation, biological process: transcription by RNA polymerase III. Bases 1 to 3900 code for a protein of 1299 amino acids. Gene Ontology annotation, cellular component: transcription factor TFIIIC complex. Gene Ontology annotation, molecular function: protein binding.
AUGAACCCGGGCAACGGAUACUACGGACAAUGGCUGCCGGGGCAUCCUGAGCACGAUAGACGCUUCUUGCCCGAGGCAGGCUCCUUCGACGACGAUGGCUCCAACUUGAUGCGACCACAUGCCCAACAUGGCAGACAGCAGUAUCCCGUACAGUCCCCGUACAAUGAACCGAUAUAUCCCCCUCAGCAAGUAUACUCGCCGCCUCAGUUUCAGCCUCUUCAACUUCACCAUCCACCCCCAGCCCGGGGUCCGUACAUACCUCUCAUUCCACUAGAUGCCGUAGAGGACGUAGAAGAAGACGUGCCCUUGGCACCCUUCACCAGUGGUGCUUUCCAUGAUCCGUUCAACAGGGCGUAUGCUACGAGUGGACCAGCCGUAUUCGAGGGAUUUAUUCCAGCAAACCCUGAGCAGGAGGACGAAGAUGCGUAUACUGAUGCUACUGGAUUCAGCAACUCCAUCUACGACCGCGAGUUUGAAAGCUCGGAUGAGGACGAUGAUUAUGAACGUAUGAUUGACGAAGAGAAAGAGCGAGAACGGCUCAUCCAAAUCGAGAACAGAGAUGACUCGGAAGUCGACGCAGACUAUUCGUCCGAAGAUGCGCAGCAAGAUGAGGGUGAUCCCGACGAGAUGGAGCUAGGCGUUGAGUUUGAGGAUAUGGAAGGGCGUAUGAAGCAGAAGAGAGGGAGAGGCAGACGUACCACCAAAGAUGCAACCAUGGCUAAUAUCAUUCCUGCGUCUAGGACCAGAGGUCAGCGCGGAGGAAAGCGAGGGCGCCCUUCAACGAGGGGCCGUGGCGGCCACAGCGGUGCUCGGUCUACCCGGGGUAGGAAACGCGGGAAACCCGGAAGAGAAAAAGGCCCCAGAGGUCCUCGCCCUGUCGCCGAUCCAGGUGCAGAAUGGAAGGCCCUGCAACAAAAAGCCAAUGCCAAGUUUAUCGAAAAGGACUACGAGGCUGCCCUUUCGUUUUCUCAACAGGCCAUUCAACUCAACCCCGAGAUCUUCGAUGCUUACAACAUCGCCUCUGAGAUCUACACGGAAAUGGGUCGCGAAGAGGACUCUAUAGCCGUAUUGUUAGCUGGUGCGCCAACGAAGCGUGAUCCCGGCCUUUGGCAGUUCAUCAUCGAGCGCAUUCAACAGUUGGACCCGGAGCAACACCCGCGGUUUACCGAUGCGAACAAGUCGGCUGCUAUACUUCCAUGCUUGAACGAGAUAAUCCUGCUCAACGACGACUAUGAAGCCCGCAGUCACAAGCUCGAGAUUGAAGCACAGCUGGGACGCUCGUCAAAAUGCGUAUCCCUGGGUCUCAAGAUGCUCAAGACGCGUAAAGAGCAAGGUGAGGACCCAGACACUAGUGUGCUGAAGAUCAUGGCAAUGAUGGGCACCGCAUCCCCGAGGCAGACUAAGAUACAUCUCCACAAGCUCAUCAAUAGCUUUGAGGAGGCUAUUGAUGUUUUCACGCAACCCGGUCGCGAUCCAGUCACGAAUGAACUCGAUUGGGAAUUGAUCAAUAUCUAUCUCGAUCUUUUAGACCGCGCGGGUAGUUAUGCGAUUGGCGUUACAAAACUCAAGUCGCUUUCGCGCUGGAAACAGGGGAGACGAACGGAGACGUUUUGGGAUGAGCUUGAUGACGACCGCGAGUUUGACAUUGAAGAUGGUCCAAGGCGUAUUGCCGUUCCUGGCUUCGUACGGAGAUCUCAAGACGCAAAGUACGGCUCAACACUACCUCUAGAGAUCAGAGUCAAGCUUGGCUUGUUCCGGCUGCGCAGAAGCAAAGACGAUUAUGAAGAAGCUAUGCACCACCUCGAAAUGUUAGAGCCGGACGACCACGGGCCAGAUGCGCUGAUGUGGGACUAUGAAGAUCUUUUCCGCAUUAUCGGCGACGCCCUACACGCCACGGGCCAUGACAAGGAUGCGCUGCGCUUCUACGAGCCACUUUUCAACAACAACUCAAAGGAAUUCAAUCUCAUGAGCUAUAUUGGUUUGCACACUUGUUUCAAGAACGAGGGGCGCACCGAAAAGGUGGCAGAGAUCAUUCCCGUCUUGAAAAACUGGCCAGCAGAGAACUAUGAUGACCUUGCUAUCCUCGCAAAGUUCUUCGAAGACCAAGGCAUGUGGCAAGAAGCUGGACAGCGCGCAGAGACCAUCUACCGUGACAAAUAUGGUCACAAACUCAAGGCUUUGGGUUUUCAGGCAUACGAUGAGCUGAGAGUAUACUACUACAAUCAGCGUCGGCAAGCCCGAGGCAGGUAUGCUGUUCGGAAGAGUACCGUGCGAAGAAACAGGAAGAAAAUGCAAAAGGCGACUGGACAAAUCGGCGAAGACGAUGAUUCCUCGAAUGAAAAUAGGAACGAACUGCCGGCUCUUAUCGCCCCUACUGAGCGGCCUAAGAAAGGUUUAUUUCGAACUAAAAGGACCAAAGCGCCAAAAGUCGAGGCAUUUCUCGAUGUUCGGGACGAGGAGGCUGAGUCCAUAUCCGACAUGGAGCCGAGACGGACUACCCUUGAGGGCACGGACGUGCCAAUCCGGUCAAUUACGAGCCGUCUAUUUCGCAACAAGCUCCAAAAGCUGGCGACCGAUUUUGCGGAUGACCUGAAGGCUGCAAGGGCUCAGCAUCGAGAAAUUAUUUCCAGCUUCAAAAGACUGGAUGAGUUGUGGGAACCAGCCGAAGAUGGAAACGAGGAGGCUAUCAAGGAAGUCUUGUCCAUCACACGAGAACUAAUCGAGGAGUUUUCUACGUUUGAUCUGUUCUACUCGAACAGAAAAGAAGACCUCAUGACUUAUUUCCGGCGCGUCACAGGGGGGGAUCUUUGGAAAGAAUCCGCACUCAUGGUACUUGCUGUGGUAGCGAACAACGCCGAAGAUGGUGAGACCGAUCCUGAACUCCGAGAAUGGCCCGACAAACCUCCAACCGAUUUCUGGGGUAUACAUUUCGAUAGAUGGUGCGAUGCAUUUGGUCGUUACGCCACAUUACUCGCAAACGAAGGUGAUGAAGAGCAGUGUUUUGCUACACUCGACAUUGCCCUCCAAGCCAAUGUCUUUCACCGCUCGCAAACCUACCACCAACAGCUGCAGAUAUGUCGACUGGCCUGUGCUCUUGCGGCUGACAAUUCGCUCCAAGCCUCUGUAGCAGCCCGCUGGCUUCUCAAAGAGUAUCCCUUUGGUACUGACCUCUUCCGUAUCUACAGUGCCGUCAAUCGCCUAUGUUCCUUCCCCGAGGGUUUUGCGACGGGCCCCGCGUACAAAGUCCUUAUGCGCUACAUAAAAACCGUCGACUAUGCACUUCUCACUCCUGAGCAGCGCAUUGCAUACAACUUCCGGGAUACCAGAGAGACCAAAGGCGGCUUCAGAAACAACAUCAACGUCGAAGAUGUAGGCCAAGUCAAAGACCAUGACCCGGCUCUUUUUGCACUAUACGCACAUGUCUUGAUGUGCGGUGGAAGCUACAUGGCCGCACUAAACUACUACUUUCGCGCAUUCGCCAUCACACCCGAGGAUCCAGUGCUCAAUUUGAGCAUAGGCGUGGCGUACAUCCAGCACGCCAUGAAACGCCUCUCAGAGAACAGACAGUAUCAAAUCCAACAAGGUUUGUCGUUCGUUUACAGAUACUACGAUCUGCGCACCAAAAGCCCACACGCUAUCCAUCGCCAAGAAGCCGAGUUUAACGUAGGCCGUAUGUGGCAUAGCCUGGGUCUUGUUGCGCUAGCGCUUCCGGCUUACGAGAGAUGUGCUGCGCUCAGGGAGCAGGUGAAGCAGGAACUGCAGGAUCAGUGUCAAUAUGGGAAUUGGGGACAUGAGGAUUUCAGCACCGACGCCGCGUUUGCAAUGCAGAGCAUCUACGCCAUCAGUGGGAAUUUCGAGGGCGCCCUCGAUGUCACACAGCGGCUGCUGGUUAUUGAGUAGAUGGCAGCGGUUGCUGGCAUGGUCAGCGAUGGAAAUGU